AGGCCAAGCCGAAGUCUCAAAUGAGCCCAAUGCCUGAACUAACAUUUUAUUAGCAACUUUAACAUCCAGCUCUUUAUAAACAUGCUAAAAAAUAAAAAGAACUCUACGUGAUUCAUGAUCUUAAAGCAGAUUAAGAGAAUCCCGGUUGCUAUUCUGCAAUUCAAAAACUUUUCCUUUACAUCACAACGUUAUUGUCCAAGCAUUGACCCAUAUGACUCCUCCAAACUCUUAAGCAACUAUCUGAAAUCCGGAAGGAUUAAAGAUGCAGAGAACCUGUUCGACAAUAUGCCUGACAGAGAUGUUGUCUCAUAUUCUAUAAUGAUUCAUGGCUAUGCUAAAAACGGGUUCCACCAAAAAUCCAUGGAGUUAUAUUCCCAUAUGCGAAGUUUGGGUUUGGCUCCAAAUUCUUUCACCAUUGUUGGUGUGCUUGUUGGCACUGCAGGCUUGCAAAGCUUGGUGCUUGGACAAUCCAUUCAUGGACCGAUUGUUAAAACUGGGUUAGAGUCUGAUAUGAUUGUAGGUACAGCUAUGUUAGAUAUGUAUGCUAAGUGUGGAAGUAUGAUUAAUUCAUAUAAAGUAUUUGAGGGAAUGAAGAACCCGGGUUUGAUUUCCUGCAAUGCAGUGGUAGCCGGGUUUGUACGCAAUGGACUCUUUGAAGAGGGCCUUGUGUUUUUUAACCAGUUCCAGAAGUUUGGUUUGGCACCUAAUGUGGCUUCGGUGUUAGCUCUUAUAAGGGGUUGCAUUGGUUUGGAGUCACAGAGGCUCUGUGAAUGUAUUCAUGGCUUCAUUGUGAAAGUUCCUCUUGUUUUGGAUGUAUCUGUCAAUAAUUCGGUUCUUGAUAUGUACUCAAGCUUGUUGGAUUUAGAUGCUGCAACUAAAAUAUUUGAUGAGAUGGAAUGCAAAGAUGUUAUCAGUUGGACAACAAUGAUAGGUUUGUUGAUUGAUCUUGAAUAUGCCUCUUCUGCACUAGCGCUUUUCAGCAGAAUGAGGGACAGUGGGAUCAGUCAUGACACAGUGGUCAUCAUGAAUCUCAUUUCAGCUUGUGCAAUCAUCGGGGAUUUGAAGAGAGGGAGAAAAGUCCAUGCUCAAGCUGUUGUUUGUGGAUUUGGUUCUGAGCUCACUCUUGUGAACUCUCUAAUUGCAAUGUAUUCCAAGUGUGGUGACUUGAAUUCUUCUAGAACAGUUUUUGAUCAAACAUCUCAGAAGAGUUUAGUUUCAUGGACGGCAAUGAUUUUGGGCUAUGCACAGAAUGGACACCCAAGAAAGGCUUUGAAUCUCUUAGUUGAAGUAAGACUGGAGGAAAACUUUUUCCUUGAUCCAACAAUGUUGGUUGGUGCUUUAACUGCUUCUGGUGGACUUGCUGCUUUAGAACUCUGCCAGCAGCUCCAUUGUUUUGCUUUUGAGGCUGGUUUCUCCUCGCAUAGACCAGUUCAGAACAGUCUCAUAUCAACAUACUCAAAGUGUGGGACUGUGGAACUUGCCCACACUGUUUUUAAGGAGAUGGGUUAUCUUCAAGAUAUAAUCUCUUGGAAUGCAAUUAUAAAUGGGUACGGGAUCAAUGGUGAUGGAGAUACUGCAUUGGCUCUCUACUAUGAGAUGAGGAGUUGUGGAGAAGGUCCUGAUAGUGCAACGUACCAGAGCAUUUUGAGUGCUUGCAGUCAUGCAGGUUUAGUGGACAAUGGUCUAAUGAUAUUCAAUCAAAUGGUGGAAGAGAAUAGAAUAAGGCCAAUCCAAGAGCAUUAUGGGUGUGUAGUUGACUUGCUUUCAAGAGCAGGCUGCUUGCCUGAUGCAAUUGGGUUUGCCAGCAAAUUUUUGGAUGGAACAGGUCCAGAUGUUUGGAGAGCUUUGCUUAGUGGAUGUCUUCUUCAUGGCAAUGUAGGGCUCGCAGAACUUGCAGCAAGCAGGAUAUUUGAGCAAGAUCCAGAAGGAUCCGACCAAGUUGUGCUUCUUUCAAAUGUUUAUGCAUCAGUUGGUAGGUUUCAGGAAGCUGAAUCAUUGAGGUCAAGUCUGAAGAAGAAGGGGUUAUUAAAAAAUCCUGGGAUCAGCUUGCUGAAUGGGAUUCCAUAUGAUUUUGGAUGAGGAUUUUUAAGCUUUGCUCAAAGGUGAUCUUGUGUGUUAGUGCCAGACUAACACAUUCCUAGUGAAGAAUAUCAGGACAAUACAGUCUGAUAUGGGACAGGAUUAAUAAAUAGAGUUAAAUUAAUUUUAUGUGCUACGUUGACAGUAUUACAUCAAAGAUCAAACCUGAGAAUAUCAGAUCUUCGUCUACUUUCAUUUGACUUGAAAGCCAGAACAUCACCAAAUCGAUAGGCAUGUGGAUUGAUCGAAUUAUAACUAAGCUAGACUUGUUUGGAAAAAAAAAAAAAACCUAUUGCAUAGGCAAUGGGCGACUCAAUUGAUGGAGUGCUAGCUGAACUUUUUAAAAAACUGUUAAUAGUUACAAGGUUUUCCAUUGUUUUAGGAUUAUGUAUAUGUCCUCAACAUUGACAUGCUAGUAGUGAGACUUCACAACCAUAACUAAGUGUAGGUUUCCAAGUGUCACCUGUGUCUUGUAUUUGAAGAUUCGGCCUGUUAUUUACCAAGGCAAGUGCUUUAUUUUUUAAUAUUGGGCAUAUAGGUUUUUGUCAAAUGUAAUCACCAUAUUUUCUCUUCUUUGUAAAAGUAAACAAUGUUAGCUA
This is a messenger RNA of Quercus robur (English oak), 2678 nucleotides long. RefSeq names its product pentatricopeptide repeat-containing protein DOT4, chloroplastic-like. The record is from RefSeq and is a predicted model, not a curated record. The coding region runs from base 115 to 2079 and encodes 654 amino acids. NCBI's taxonomy places the organism in Eukaryota, Viridiplantae, Streptophyta, Magnoliopsida, Fagales, Fagaceae. Gene Ontology annotation, molecular function: RNA binding; protein binding. The transcript has a single exon. Gene Ontology annotation, biological process: RNA modification.